Molecule: messenger RNA, 7782 nt
Organism: Daphnia pulicaria
Lineage: Eukaryota; Metazoa; Arthropoda; Branchiopoda; Diplostraca; Daphniidae
Gene: pros
Product: homeobox protein prospero-like
Exons: 3
Coding region: 3183-6152 (989 amino acids)
Biological process (GO): regulation of transcription by RNA polymerase II
Cellular component (GO): nucleus
Molecular function (GO): RNA polymerase II cis-regulatory region sequence-specific DNA binding; DNA-binding transcription factor activity, RNA polymerase II-specific
Source: RefSeq, a predicted model, not a curated record
UUUUCUCUCGAUACAGUCGUCGAUGAGUCACCGUCAGCAUCUAGAAAGUCGCCCAGGGUGCGCCACUUGAUUAGAUAUAUACACACACACAAUACCGUCUGAAAGAGAGGCGGGGCCAGCAUACAACAAACUUGCUCGUUCCGUCCUCCCUCGACCAACAACAACAACAUCAAGAAGAAAUAUUAUUUAAAUCUAACCAUUUCUUUUCGAAUCUAUUUAAAUUGUCUCUCCUUCAAACGGAUAGGAGUUCAGCUCUUCGACAAUUUGAGUCCUUCUACAAGUAGGAAUAAAAAAUGGGGGGGGAAGAAUAUACUACUUUUGAAAAAGAAAAUGGUAUCAAAGAAAAGAGUCUGGAACUCAUUGGGAUGGUGGCACGUGUCACUAUCUGACCGUGUGUCGUUGGUCGUCGUCAAACCCCUAAAAAAAAAGAAGAGUGGGAGGGCUCAAAGAAUGACGAGAGAAAGAAUAAGAAGGACAACACUGCCGAUGAGAAGUAGAAAAAAAAGGUAUAAAGUCUCUCUCUAUGCGUUUAUACAAAAUGUAUACAGUCACAGGGAAGAUUUCGGGCUCCUGGGCUGGGCUGUUUGUAGGGUGGAAUAUAUAGAGGGAGAGAGAGGGCAUUGUGAGGGUGGUUGGACGUCGUUCUGGCACACGUCGCUCGACGUCGUUGCGAGAUGGAAAAUUCCCUGCCCUCACUCUUCGCAUGACAUUCAAAACCUCGUUCUCUUUUUUCUCCCCCCAAUCCAUCCAUCUAUCCAUCCAUCGCUAUAACCCCUCUCACUCUGUCUGUGUGUGUCCUCUUCGAUUCUCCUCUAGUCGCAACUCUAUUCAAUGCAACAUACUUUUUCAUUUCUUCUCUCCUUCUUCUUCUUCAUCUUCUUCUUCUUCUUUUUUUUUCUUCUUAUUUCCCCCCACUCAUUCGAGAUUCCCCCUCAUUCCACCGAUUCUUGUGAUUCUUCUCCUCUCUCUCUAUUUUUGGCGUGGUCGCAUGGGUUCCUCCCUUUUGUCCGACUGUCGAUUUAUGGAUCGGUCUAUUGGAAGGAGCUUAUAUCACCACUACUGGUAGUAGUUAUAUGGCCCGUGGCCCCCCACCCCGACAAAGACGGCGACGCGUGCCGGCGACUGUGUGCGCAUUGUUUUGGUCGCCAUCUGACUUCAUUAGUCAUUCAAUUUCCCAUCAGCAGAGCGCAAAAUGAACUGGGCACCGCGACUCCCGCCAGCCCGACCUGUACAGCACAGGCGAUGACACGAAAGGUAGACGACGGCAGUUACCCACUCAGCGCUGACCGGACCUUAAUCAAUGAUUUACUACGGCCAUGAUUAAUUUUUUUUUGUUCCGUUUCUCCGGAUUUUUUUUUUCUUCUUUCCCCCCAACUGAACCCUCCCUUAUCGCUUGGUUUUCUUCAGGUGCAAUUCCCCUGUCAAGACUCGUCGCGACGCAUUCGUUAAUGGAAAAUGAAGGAGCCGACGGACGGUCGCUUCAGUGAACUACUGGCCACAAAAAGACGAUGCGCCCUUUAAAAAAAAAAAGGCAGAGAGUUGCUGGAGCAGUCGUCUCUUUGAAUUGAUGAUGAAAAGUGGACGAGAUCUUGCGAACGGGAAAACAAGGGUCUCUUUAUUUCAUGGCAUCGCCGCUUCGGCUGCUGGAGUCGUUGUUGUUUUUAUUUUGUCUGUAGAGUUUCACGGAAUCCAAGAGAACGAGUCGACUCAAAGUCCUUUCGUUUCUGUCAGACGCCAAGGAAAGUUCAUUCAUUUUCGAUGAGCCGAACAACAACAAAGUAUAGACUAUCGGCAAUGCAAGAGCCGACAUUGAUGGCAUAGUAAGGUGGGUGGAGCUCUGCGGGAGCGGGGGGGAAAUGACAAUGUCAAACAAUGAAUGACCCGAAAUUGAAAUCGUGUAGACAAAGUCUUGACUUUAUCUUUUAUUCGACUCGGUCGAAGCCCAAAAACGUGCGGACGCGGCCACAUGUUGGAUGCAUGCGGGACUAGUGCUGAGUAAAUGCAGCCAAGUUCAACAACACUCCCGCCCUAUCGACUAUAGCAGAGCUGGCCGCAGCGGUCGGUGAGCAUCUGAGCGUGACUUUGCCCACCUCCUUGCGAGCUUUCGAGACCCAAUGGCAGGGCCGGUUCUAAUGUCUUGCGGCAUCCUGUCGCGGGCGGAGCCCGUCGAAAUUUUUUGGACAAUUUCAAAUGUUGUCCAUUUUUCUGUUUCUGUUUCUGUUUGUGUUGUUGCUGCUGUCUUUUCUCCCAACUUUAUUUCAUUAUGUUUUUGUGGUGGUAGGGUUGGGUGGUCUUGCGGGGAGAAGGUGGUGGCCGUUCGGUUCAAGUCGAAAGACAAACAUGGGAGCUUGCAUGUAAGAGGGUGGCGGUGGUAGGUGGUGGUGGAUAGGAGUAGGCUGGGCUUGGAGACGCUUGGCUUGGCAUCGUGCGCGACUCCCCCCUUAUAUAUCCUAUCCUCAAUAAGAUAAGCCACUCUCCUACAGACGCAGUUGAAACCUUCAGUCGGUUGCCGCCUUCCUUGCCAUCCCGUUGGCGCGCUCCUAUCCCUUCUCUCUCUCUCUCUCUCUCUCUCGAGCCUUUCUGCCUUCACCUGGCGACGCCAGCUGCCCGUUUCUCUCUCUCUCGCUCGCUCAUUGUAGAACCCCUCCUCCCCUCUUGGUCCGUCCCUCUCUUGAUUAUACUGGGGCCAUCUCAAUCCUCCCUUUCUUCCCUCUCCGCCUCACCCCACCAACCACCUCCUCCUCCUCCUCCUCCUGCUCCUGCUCCUAUAUCCUGGGCAGCCCUUUUUAGUAGAGCGACUCAAGGCAAACGACUUCAGUCACUGCCAAGGCUUCGUCUCGAGAGGUCUGUCGCCGAGACGAUCCGACUCCCAAACGCUCUCUGACUUUGUACUUUUUGAUUUUGGUCAUUUCCGUGCUCCAUACUGGACUCUGCCGAAAUUUCACAUCACACACACAACUCUAAGCAUUGACAGACUUUGAUUUAUCUCUUGAUCUUCCUUCAACAAGGAACGUUGACUAUUUCUCGUCAGUUGCCACCGUGCGUGAAAAUUGCGUGUUCAACAUUCGACAACUGAAUUCUUCGACGGGCAGCGCGGAACAAUAAGGAUCCGAAUUCUGAAGAAAAACAAACCAAACCCAAAACGUGAGUUGCAUUUCCACUCGACUAUUCCGGUAUUUUUGAUGGCGCUAUUGGAGCACCCCUCCUCGCAAGGAGGUUAUUCGCUGUCGUUCUUGGCCAAAGCUGCCAGUAAUCCAUCGUCGGCCAUGGUGGGCGACCUGUUAGAUCAGCAGCGCAGCAGCUCUGAGCUGUCGCACGUCGUCGGACACGAUAGCAUUCAAGUGACGGGUAAAGUGGCGCUCAGCCACUCCCCCUCAUCAUCGUCGUCGACGUCCGGUGGUGGUGGCAGUAGCGCACAGUCCGUGGCCGUUGCCACCUCUGUCAUCCGGCGCAGUCCGGACAGCCCAGACAGCGGCAACGAGGACUCUGCCUGGUUCCUCCGUCACGUUCUCCAGCAACAGCAGCAACAACAACAGCAACAACAAAGUGCCGACCACCACCAAGGCACGGCCACUCCGUUGACUCCCGCCACAUCGCCGGCUCGCGGCGUCCGCCGACCUCGACACGAUUCCAGCUCUUCCGACGUCGAAGCAGCCGCCGCCGCCGAAGUCGAUCUCGACGACAUCGACGACGAAAUUGAGGAAUUGAAAAAAGAAUCGGCCGGCCAUUCGGGUCCCGAGGAGGAAGAGGAAGACGACGACGAGGAAGAAGAAGUAAAAGAGAAGAACAAACGGGCCCGCGUCGAGUCGAUCGUGUCGACGAUGCGCACCUCGACCCCGGCUGCAAUCAACGGCUGCAAGAAGCGCAAACUCUACCAGCCCCAGCAGCACGGACACAAAUUCACCUCCGAGGGAGAGGAGGAGGACGACGAGACAACGGACGAUCGCAACGAUUCACUUUCAGAGGAGCAGCACGAACUCAGCAUGGCCCGCGCCCAAGCUUCCUCUCGCUCCAGCUCUGCCCAGCAGCAACAGCAGCGCGACAUGAUGCAGAUGCAGCAGCAACAGCAGCAGCACGAUCCCAUUCGAUCCCUUCAGGAGCGCAUCGCUUCGCUCCACCAGCAGCGCUUCGCCGCACUCCAGCAGCAGCACCAACGGGCCGAGAAAUCCAGCAGCGAGCCGGCCCAGCAGCAGCAGCAGCAGCAAAUCCGCCGGCCUGUCCGAGACGACGCCGGCCGCUCCCGCAACGCCCUCCAUCAGCCCAUCAAUUUCGGUAUGCGUUCCAAUAUGUCAAACAGCGAUCUGAGUCACGUCUCCCAGGCUCAUGCGGCCUACCUGGACGCCACCCGUCGCAUGCUCAUGGAGCAACAGCAGCAACGCCAGCAAGCGCCUAUCAAAUCCGCCGUCCAGCAGAUGCAGCAGCAGCAGCAACCAUUGCCGACGGCCCAGCAGCCCGUUCAACAAAUGACCAGCACCCCAAAGGAACCGGUCUCCUCGCCCAACAACACGGAACUGGAAGGUUUGGCUGAAAUGUUGAAAUCGGAAUUGGCCUCGUCUUUGGCCCAGUUGGUGGACAACACUCUGUCCCGCUUUGCAGCCGCCCAGCAGCAACAGCAGCGCUCCCGUCAUCACGUCAUCGCCAACAGCCAGAAAUCGUCGGCCAACUCUGUUGCCGGCGAAGAAUCUGAAUUGAGCAAAUUGCAACGAGGCCGCGUUAUCGACCGCGGACUGCGAAACGGCGAUUUGGCCGCCCUCGGUUUGACGUCGACUCCGUUCUUGCGGACGCCCUACGGCCCACUUCCGCAUCAUCUCUUCCCUCAACAGCAGUCUCCCAAUUCCGCUCUCAACCACAUCGUCAACUCCAUUGGAGCUGGAAUCCAUCCGGCUGCCGCAGCCGCCGCCGCAGCCGCCGCUGCCGCCGGUUUGGCCAACAUCGGCCAGCAGUUCACCCAGCAGCAGCAGCAGCAACAGCAACAGGAAGAACAAGACGCCAUCGACGCCGAUGCCGCUGAACAGAACGAGGCCCUUAGCUUGGUCGUCUCGCCCAAGAAGCGUCGCUUUACCCCCGCCGCCAGCAACAACAACAACAAAACGACGUCGUCCGAGAGGAAUUCGAGUCCGGCGCCUGGACAUCGCGACAACGCCGAAACGCGUCUCUCGCCGCUAGAAAUUUCAUUGAUCAAUCACAGUUCUAGCGCUCACUCGCCUCCACCGUCGCGCAGCCCGACGCCUCCCAGCCAACAACAGCAACAACAACAACAACAGCAGCAGCAGCGCUACGCUGUGCAAUCAUCUCAGCCCGCAUCACAGGCUGGCGCUGGUGGCCCGCCACCUCUGCUCCACCAUCCAAGUCUUUUCUCCAACUACUCGGCAUAUUUCGCUGCCGCCGCCGCAGCCGCCGCCGCCGGAGCCCAACAGGCCCAAGCCGCUGCCGCCGCCGCCGGAUCGUCCUCUCAGCGGAGCUGCAAGAGCCCCGGUUUGGCCGAACUGGACCUGACCUCUCCGUCGACCUCGGCCUCGCUUCUUCAUCCGGCUCUGUUGGCCAGCCACCACAGCCACCACCACCAUCGCAGUCAUCACCACAGCGGAGGACACCACCACCACAACCACGACAACACGGACCGUCACUCUGAGUCGUCGGAUGGAGCCAGCCCUUACGGCAGCGUCCACCAAUCGUCGACGCUGACGCCCAUGCAUCUGCGCAAGGCCAAAUUGAUGUUCUUUUGGUGCCGCUAUCCCAGCUCGUCCGUCCUCAAGACGUUCUUCCCCGAUGUCAACUUCAACAAGAACAAUACCGCACAGCUCGUCAAGUGGUUCUCCAACUUCCGGGAAUUCUAUUACAUCCAAAUGGAGAAGUACAGCCGCCAAUUAUUAAGCGAGGGAGUAGUCAACGCCGAUGACAUCCAUGUGUCGCCCGACUCGGAACUCUUCCGCGCCCUCAAUCUCCAUUACAAUCGCAACAACCACAUUGAGGUUCCGGCGCCUUUUGUUUUCGUUGUUUCGGAGACAUUGCGUGAAUUCUUCAAGGCUAUCCAAGCAGGAAAAGACUCUGAGCCUAGCUGGAAAAAAGCCAUUUACAAGAUCAUCGCCCGUCUCGACGAACAAGUUCCAGAAUACUUCCGGACGCCAAACUUCCUCGAGCACUUGGAGUAAACUUGAUAAAGGCUCGUCUCUUGACUGUCUUUGUGUGAAUAAAAUAUCACACCUAGUCAUGCAACUACUCUGCUUGACUACGUAUACUACUACUACUAGCUUACAACUACUACAUAUAUUAUACUAGCUGGCAUCUGUACAAAGUAAAAUAGCAAAACAACAAAAAAAAAGACCGCCCUUUUCAUCAACUUUUUUCUCGCUUUCAUUGUCAUAACAACCCAAAAAGCCUUAUCCACAUUUAAAACGUGUUCCAAGGCUCUAUCCCCAUAACCAAAACUUUGGCUAAUCUCCUCUUUUCCCCUUAACCCAAAUCUUUCGUUAAUUAAUGAACGAUCGAUGGAUAGAUUUGACUUUAAAACAACAAAAACAAACAAGAACCCUAAUCCUGUGCCUUGGCCGGCUGCCUUUUGCAAGCCACAUAUAUUAUCCUUCUUGCUUUUUCUUUUCUUAUCAUAUAACGGAGUCAUAUCAACGUCAUUUCCUUAUUGAGCUUUCUUAAGAGAAGGAGACGAACAAACAAAAACAAAACAAACACAGAGAAUCACUUUAGCCAGUUCUCCCGCGAGUUCUUCUCUGCAAUAUUCAGAAAGAAUAGGAGAAAAGAGAGAGAGAGAGAGAGAGACUUGGAUGUAGGAAGAAAGAGGCGGAAAAAUGUGACACUUUCCAGUGUCUGUUACUGCGAUGCUUUCGCGUUCGUUUGUUUGCAGGUGCCAGACGCCUCUUAAAAAAGAAACUUUUACUGUAGCACUAGAGACAAGUUGAUAAAAGAAAGGAAACAAAAAAAAAACAUUCCAUUAUUUAUGCAAUGAUUUAUAGAAUUCUUUUGGCGCAUAUGGUAGACAGAUGUUCUUUGAAAAUUCUUAAAAUCUUGAUCGACUCUAAGAAAAUUGCGUGAAUUCAUAUAAUAUCCCACGAACGUACUCGAAUUCUAUAUCACCCCCACCCAAUCUGAUGAUGAUGUUGCCUUUUUCGCCGAUAUAUCGUAUGUCUGUUUCGUACUUUGUUUAAGUUUCCAAUCCAUCAAAUUAGUAGUUACCAUCGUGUACUUGUGUAUGUAUGUGCGUGUGUGUUUUUCCUUUUCUUCAAUACUUUUUAAUGACAAUAUUCCAUCAUAACCACCUCACACUUCUGUCUCUGAGUCAUCCCUAGUCACACUCCUCAAAUAUCUCACCAACACUUUUAUAGUUGCUAGCUCCUCCCUAGCCCCAUCUAACUGCUACUACCCCCAAUCGGAGCACUCGAGUGAGAAGCUAAGUUGAUAGAUCCCAAAUAGCCCACCUGGUCCUUUUUAAGUAGAAGAAAAUGGCAAAAAAAGUAACGGAAAGCUAUUUAAAUUCGAAAAUAUCAAUCGCACGUUAAAAAAAAUAUAAUUUUCAUUUAUGAAUGUCUAUAAGAGUUGCUGCACUUGGACAUUUUUUCUCUCUUAACAUUCUAGGAAUCUUCCUAUUCCAAGUAUGGCAUUUGAAAACACAUAUUUUUCAUUUUGUACCUCACCCUGUUUUUCUCUGAUUAAUUACAUGACUCUUACAGCACUGUGCACAACUUGUCGUCUCAUAUAACGAUGGUAAUCCUUUUCUCUCUUAUUUCUCCCAAAAUAUUUCUUGAAUAAAAAAAAUACACCUCUUAUUAU